Vigna angularis (adzuki bean) is the source of this 908-nucleotide messenger RNA. RefSeq names its product transcription repressor OFP15. Gene Ontology annotation, biological process: negative regulation of DNA-templated transcription. Bases 111 to 821 code for a protein of 236 amino acids. The record is from RefSeq and is a predicted model, not a curated record. NCBI's taxonomy places the organism in Eukaryota, Viridiplantae, Streptophyta, Magnoliopsida, Fabales, Fabaceae. The transcript has a single exon.
CGAAACGUAUACUGAAGUUGUCCCCGUUCUUCUUUAUAAUCUUCUCCCCACACACUCUCUUUUCUGACCAUUCAUUAAUAACCUUCUCACUCUCUAACAACCUCUUCAAAAUGAAGUUCUUUUCUCGUCUCAAAAACAACAGCACCACCACCAACCACCACCACCAUCUCAGAUCCUCCUCAUGGCCAUGGCCAUCUUGCCACCAACCCAGAACCCUCUCAUUCAGAGCUACCACCGCCACCACAACCACCACCACCACCCCCAACCACGACGUCACCAACUCCAUCGCUCAAACUCCGGACUCCUUCUUCACCGACUCACCUAACUCCGACAGCUUCUCCACCGCUUCCGACAUAUCCCGCACCGUGGACGCCACCGAGACGGUCAUUCGCGGCCUUCGCUCCGACCGGCUUUUCUUCGAACCGGACUUUACCAGCUCCUUAUGGGAAGCGAAACUCGCCACCCUCCCACCCUUCAAAAACAGCGUGGUUUUCUCCAUGGACUCCACUCACCCUUACGUGGAUUUCCGCCGCUCCAUGGAGGACAUGGUGGCCACCCACAGCGUCAGAGACUGGGAGGAUCUCGAGGACCUUCUCUGCUGGUUCUUGAAGGUCAAUGCACAAAACACUCACCACUACAUCCUCCGUGCUUUCGUCGAUUUCUUGUUCUCUCUCGCACUUGCUUCUUCUUCUUCUUCUUCUUCCAACGCCAUUUGUAGUACCACCACCACUCUCUCUUCUCUCUCUUCUUCCUCCUCCUCUUGCACCACUCGCUGCACUUACUGUUUCGAGGAAGAGCUUCAACACCAACACAUUUCUUAAUGUUCUCAAAUUGUAUCUAACAUCAUCGUAUUACAGAACAUCAAACUUUUGUUUUGUUUUCUUCAAAUUAACAUUCUUCGCUUCUCA